Messenger RNA from Solanum verrucosum, 3492 nucleotides. RefSeq names its product TMV resistance protein N-like. Gene Ontology annotation, biological process: defense response; signal transduction. The record is from RefSeq and is a predicted model, not a curated record. The transcript is spliced from 5 exons. Bases 1 to 3468 code for a protein of 1155 amino acids. Gene Ontology annotation, molecular function: ADP binding; protein binding. NCBI's taxonomy places the organism in Eukaryota, Viridiplantae, Streptophyta, Magnoliopsida, Solanales, Solanaceae.
AUGGCAUCAUCUUCACAGUACUGUCCUCGAUGGAAGUACGAUGUCUUCCUAAGUUUUAGAGGUGAAGAUACUCGAAAAACAUUUACGAGUCACUUGUACGAAGGUUUGAGUAAUAGGGGAAUAUUUACCUUUCAAGAUGAUAAAAGGCUAGAGCAUGGUGAUUUGAUCCCACAAGAACUCUUGAAAGCUAUCAUAGAGUCUCAAGUUGCUCUUGUUGUUUUCUCAAAGAAUUAUGCUACAUCGCGGUGGUGCUUGAAUGAAAUAGAGAAGAUCAUGGAAUGCAAGAGCGAAAAUGGACAAAUGGUCAUACCGGUCUUCUAUGAUGUGGAUCCAUCACACGUUCGAAACCAGACCGAGAGCUUUGCAGAAGCAUUUGCCGAACACGAAAUAAAGUAUAAGGAUGAUGUUGAGGGGAUGCAGAAGGUGCAAGGAUGGAGGACUGUCCUAACUGCUGCUGCAAAUCUAAAAGGAUACGAUAUCCGAUUGAUUGUCAAUUACAUCUCUUCUAAAUUAUGCAAGAUUGCUUAUUCUUCAUCUUCUUUGCAAGAUAUUGUGGGAAUAAAUGCUCAUUUAGAGAAAGUUAAGUCCCUACUUAAGAUAGAAAUAGAUGAUGUUCGGAUGGUAGGGAUAUGGGGAAUAGGCGGAGUCGGUAAAACAACGAUAGCAAAAGCCAUCUUUGAUACUCUAUCUUAUCAAUUUGAAGCUGCUUGUUUUCUUGAGGAUGUUAAAGAAAAUGCAACAAAGAGUCACCUGCAUUCUUUACAAAAUACCCUUCUAUCUGAGCUGUUAAGACAAAAAUAUGAUUAUGCCAAUAAUAAGUACGACGGGAAGGGACAGAUUUCGUACAGGCUUUUGUCAAAGAAGGUGCUAAUUGUUCUUGAUGACAUAGAUCAUAGUGAUCAUUUGGAGUAUUUAGCAGGUGAUCUUGGUUGGUUUGGUAAUGGCAGCAGAGUUGUUGUAACAACUAGAAAUAGACACUUGAUAGAGAAGGAUGAUGCAAUAUACGAAGUUCCUACACUACCUGAUCAUGAAUCUAUGGAAUUGUUCAAUCAGCAUGCUUUCAAAAAAGAAGUUCCGGAUGAGCGUUUUAAGAACUUCUCGUUAGAGGUAGUGAAUCAUGCUAAAGGUCUUCCUUUAGCCCUCAAGGUAUGGGGUUCUUUAUUGCAUAAGAAAAACCUGACUCAGUGGAGAAGCACUGUAGACCAAAUAAAGAAAAACUCUAGUUCAGAAAUUGUUAAAAAGCUCAAGAUAAGUUAUGACGGGUUGGAGCCCGAAGAGCAAAAGAUAUUUCUAGUUAUGGCAUGUUUCUUCCGAGGAGAUGAAAAAAAAGUAGUCAUUGAAAUCCUUGAAAGUUGUGAUUUUGGAGCUGAAUACGGAUUGGAUGUCCUGAUUGACAAAUCUCUUGUGUUCAUUUCCAAAAAUGAUAGGAUUGAAAUGCAUGACUUAAUUCAAGAUAUGGGCAGAUAUGUGGUGAAAAUGCAAAAAGAUUCGGGAAAACAGAGCAGACUUUGGGAUGCUGAAGAUUUCGAAGAGGUGAUGGUCAAUAAUACAGGGACAAAAUCUAUGGAAGCAAUCUGGUUACAACAUAUUCAAAAGCUACGCCUUAGCAAAAAAGCCAUGAAAAAAAUGAUAAGGCUAAGAAUAUUAUACAUCGGUCAUUUUGCACCUGACCAACAGCUCGUGUUAGCAAAUGAUGACUCCAUUGAGUACCUGCCCAACAGCUUGUGUUGGUUUGAUUGGCAUGGAUAUCCUUGGGAAUCAUUGCCAGAAAAUUUUGAACCUAAAGGACUUGUUCAUCUUGAUCUCCAGUACAGUUUUUUGCAUCAUUUAUGGAUUGGAACAAAGCAUUUGCCGUUUCUACGAAAGCUAAAUCUCAGCUUUUCUGGAAGCCUGAUGCGAACACCAGAUUUCACGGGGAUGCCAAAUUUGGAGUAUUUGAAUCUGGUGGAAUGUACGAGUCUUGAAGAGGUUCACCAUUCCCUGGGAUGUUGCAGUAAACUCAUUGAGUUAGAUUUGGAUGGUUGUAAAAGCCUUAAGAAGUUUCCAUGUGUUUAUGUGGAGUCGCUUGAAUCUCUGUACCUAUAUGGUUGCUCUAGUUUAGCGAAAUUUCCAGAAAUCCUCGGAAGAAUGAAGCCGGGGUUAGAAAUUAAGGUGGAGCGUUCUGGGAUAAGGGAACUACCAUCAUCUAUUCAGUACCUAACUCAUAUUACCAAGCUAGAUUUGAGUUCUCUGGAAAACCUUGUAGCUCUUCCGAGCAGCAUUUGUAAGUUGAAAGGUUUGAUGGAGCUAAAUGUGUCAUACUGCUUAAAACUUGAAAGCUUGCCAGAAGAGAUAGGUGAUUUAGAAAACUUGAAGGAUCUUCGUGCCACAUCCACUCUAAUUUCACGACCUCCGUCUUCCAUUGUCCGCUUGAACAAGCUUAAAUUCUUGACUUUUGAAAAAGAAGACACAGAAUUAGGCCUCAAAGAUGGAGUUUUCUUUGUGUUCCCUCAGGUGAAUGAAGGAUUAAGCUUAUUGGAUUUUCUGCGUCUCGAUUACUGCAAUCUAAUUGAUGGAGGACUUCCGGAAGACAUUGGAUGCUUAUCCUCUUUGAAAAUGUUGAAUCUCAGUGGAAAUAACUUUAAACAUUUGCCUCGAAGCAUAGCCCAACUUGGUGCUCUUCAAUCCUUGGACUUAUCAUAUUGCAAGAGGCUUAAAGAGUUGCCAGAUUUUAUGGAGAUUUGGAAUUUGAAGACUUUGAAUUUGUCAUAUUGUAAAAAUCUUGAAGAGGUUCAUCAUUCCGUAAGAUUUCUCAAAAACCUCCAUACAUUAAUAUUGACUAAUUGUAUACAAAACACGAUAGUGGAGUCGGAGAUUUACAUGCUAGAAAAUGUGAUGAGGGAACUGGAAUUUCCACUUUCCUUUUCUCAGGAAAUCGAUUCCUUGUCACAAAGAGUGUUUAGCAUUGUGCUUGGUGGGAAUGAGAUUUCCUUGCAGCAAAUCCCAAGUUGGUUCCACCAUCGGGGAAUGGAUAAAAGUGUAUCAGUCAAUUUGCCUGAAAAUUGGUACGUACCUGAUAACUUCUUGGGAUUCGCUGUAUGUUACUCUGGCCACCUAGAUGGUUACACAACAGCUCACUUGAUUCCCUUAUGUGAUGAUGAUGGGAUGUCAUGGGAACUAGAUUUUUUCUACCUUUCAAAAGGUAGAGAUAGAUCUACUGCUAUUCAUUUAUUCUUGUUACCUCUCGCUAGCUUAUGGGAUACAUCUAAGGCAAAUGGAAAAACACCAAAUGACUAUGGGCUUAUAAGGUUAUGUUUUAAUAGUAAAAUCAAGUAUGGAUUUCGUCUGUUGUAUAAAGAUGACAUAGAACUUGAGGCCUUGAAUUGGGACAAGGAUGAAAAUAAUGAUGAUCAACCAACAGAACAUAGCAUUGGGACCUAUGUUGCUCGGACUCUUCAAAAUUGUUGCCUCACCCGUCGACUUUUUUGAUGAGUCCAACAAACAUAGAUUGGG